AUGGCAGCAAUUGCUCGCACCUUGAGCCCACCAGAGAUAGCAAGCCAUGAUGCAACUCCAGCUCACGCCAACGGGAGUGUUCUCUCAAGCAAUUCGAGUCCCGUCAAUGGAAAUGCUACUGGCCCCAUUACGAGGGAUAUUUCGUCCAAGUACCGACACAUCGCUGCAGUUCACUCGAGAGCCCGCACUUCCUGCUUGAGUCGUGACGCAGAAUUAACACCUAGUUUUCUUGGUUUCAAAAAUCUAAUGGUUAUUGUAUUAGUUGUAAUGAAUCUACGACUGGUCGUUGAAAAUUUCAUGAAAUACGGAGUUCUUAUAUGUAUACGCUGCCAUGAUUAUCGCCGGCAAGACAUACUUCUCGGUAUUGUUCUCUACCUGCUCGUUCCUUGCCAUCUCUUCGUCGCUUAUAUCAUCGAACUUGCCGCCGCACACCAAGCCAAAGGUGCCCUUGGUCGUGCCAAACGGCAUUCGGAGGAUCCUCCGGACAGCGCACAAGCCGCUAAGAGCUUCCGAACAACAUGGCUUACCAUUGCUUGGGCCCACGGCAUCAACGCCACCCUUUCCCUUCUCGUCACAAGCCUCACGGUGUACAACUUGAUCCAUCAUCCCCUCAUCGGCACCAUCUCGGAGGUGCAUGCCAUCAUUGUCUGGCUCAAGAUCUGUUCCUACGCUUUUACAAAUCGCGACCUACGUCAUGCCCUCCUGAAAGCCGACUCUGCAUCCUCUAUCCCAGAGCUCUACUCCGUCUGUCCUUAUCCAAGGAACAUCACCCUCAGCAACCUAUCCUACUUCUGGUGGGCACCAACCUUAGUCUAUCAACCCGUCUAUCCCCGCACCUCUACCAUCCAUUGGCCUUUCAUUGCCAAGCGCCUCGCCGAAGCUACCAGUCUCAGCAUUUUCAUUUGGCUCGCAAGCGCCCAAUACGCCGCACCACUCCUCCAUAAUUCUGUUUUCAAGAUCGCCUCCCUUGACCUCCCUUCCAUUCUCGAGCGCCUGAUGAAGCUUUCCACUAUCAGUCUAGUAAUUUGGCUAGCCGGCUUCUUCGCCGUUUUCCAAUCCGUGCUCAAUGCAUUGGCGGAAAUUAUGAGGUUUGGCGACCGAGAAUUCUACACGGAGUGGUGGAACAGUCCGAGCGUUGGCACUUAUUGGAGGACCUGGAACAAGCCUAUCUAUCAUUUCAUGAAGAGGCACAUCUAUGCGCCGUUGGUGGGGAGGGGGUGGAGUUCGAAUGCCGCGAGCGCCUGGGUUUUUGUGUUUAGCGGGGUACUGCACGAACUGUUGGUAGGGGUGCCAACGCACAAUAUCCUUGACGUGCAUGACCAAGACGCGCUCCUGACCUAUCAAAGCCGCAGUACAGCUGUCUCGGAGAUGCACCAUAUUGUCAAAAUUCUGCUCAGAGGUCUCUACCCCAAAGUCGACGAAGUCAGUCGCUUUCUCAAGGGCGCCGUCCUUAGCAAUGCCGGCGGCCGCGUCAAUGCCGACGCCUUGAGGAGCAUCAUGGUGCUUGACAGCAUGGCGGGAGUGGGCACUGUGAUGGUGGUUUACCCUACUGAUGGCGGCCGGGCACAAAUCACCGACGACAUGCUUAAGAUGAAGCUUAAAGAGCGGGUGGGUUUGGAGAAAGAGUAA
Molecule: messenger RNA, 1629 nt
Organism: Letharia columbiana
Lineage: Eukaryota; Fungi; Ascomycota; Lecanoromycetes; Lecanorales; Parmeliaceae
Exons: 7
Coding region: 1-1629 (542 amino acids)
Biological process (GO): triglyceride biosynthetic process
Cellular component (GO): endoplasmic reticulum membrane
Molecular function (GO): diacylglycerol O-acyltransferase activity
Source: RefSeq, a predicted model, not a curated record